AUGCCUGAUAUCCUUAUUGUCAAUGACAAUGCUUCAUUCGCUUCUAGCGAUACCUUCUCUACCCAAGAUUCGAUAGAGCAACCACGGACCCCACUCCGUCGAAGAAAUACAGUUGCAACGCUCACACGAAAAGUUUCUCAGAGGAUAACAAAUAAAAUCCUCAGGGGCGGCGUCCAAGAACAUGCACUCAGCGAAAAAAAUCUCAAAUAUCUCAAUGACGCAACAGAUGUUGACCCACCAGAUCAUGCGAUCCACGAGGUCCAAAUAUACGACCGGAUUUACGAAGCCAUUGAAGAGGAAUGCCCUGUUUUCGACGUAGAAGCAGCGAGGGAGAUGCGUCUGCAUCAGUCAUACUCUGCCUUCUGUCAAAACUUCACGCUAUCGGGGACAACACGGACGACCAGGAAAUUCGACUUGUCAAUGGGACCAGAGUGGGCCGGGGAACAUCCGGAGUUUCCCCUUGACGAAACCCUCGAAACCAAUGACACGCUUCAAUUCCCGGGUUCUCAUUCCUAUCCCGAACACAUAACGGUGCAUCCAAAGCCCCGAGCAAGCACAGUCGAAUUCCCAAUAUCACACCCAUCCACAGAUCUCGACGCAUCACACCCAGUGACGACUGUCGAGAGGUCACCUUCGGAAUGGCCCGUCACAGACACGCCAAAUAUCGAGGAAGACUUCGACCGGAUCAGUUCAAGCUUUGAGAUAACGCCCAACUCCAACUCCAACUACCUCCAACCACCGCCUCAUAUCAUCACCCCAACUGUCUGGAUGGACAUGCAGCGCAUCGAGCGGGAACGAAAGGCAGCUCGACGGCAGAGACUCCUCAAUCCGUUCCGGUCGUGGUUUAUGGCAAGCCAACCCCUCGUGGGGGCGGAACGAUGA
This is a messenger RNA of Penicillium roqueforti, 882 nucleotides long. RefSeq lists its product as uncharacterized. The record is from RefSeq and is a predicted model, not a curated record. Lineage: Eukaryota; Fungi; Ascomycota; Eurotiomycetes; Eurotiales; Aspergillaceae. The transcript has a single exon. The coding region runs from base 1 to 882 and encodes 293 amino acids.